AUGAGUGUGUAACCUGCAUAUUCUGCGAUUUUAAGAAAGGCUGCGAGAAUUGACAACAAGAAUAUCGAUUUUAAUAAUCAAGAAACUUCGGAUUAAUAGGUUGAUGAUCUUGAGCAGGAUAGGAUGUAAUUAUGUCUAAAAGAUAAAAAACAUAAUGGAUCUUUAGAGAGCAUGAGUCUGAUUGAAUAGCAAGCAGAAAAUAAAAAUGAGAACAAGCUAACUAGAAACUAUUAUAAAUAAAAUAACUAAUCAUCUUCUUAGGAACAAUAAGAACCGCCAAAAAUAAAGGGAAAAGUAUUUUGCAAGAAUGAUUUGAAAAUAGAAAUUUAAGUGAGAGCUAAGGCUAUUGAAAGUAUGGUGUAAAUACUGUAAAAACUUACAGAUUUUGAUUCAAGAGUUCUAAUGACUGCCAUUUAGAUCUUUGACAAAUUUGCGAAUACAAAAAAAUUUAGAGAACUUUAAAGGUCAGACCCAAAUAAUUUAAUCACCUUGAUGUCAAUUUGUUCCCUCUAGUUGAGUUCAUAAUACAUAGAAGAUGAACCAAUAACACCUAAAGCUAUCGUUGAUUCAGAAUUCAACCAUGAUAAUUUCAAAGUAGAAGAUAUUUUGGAAUUAAAUGAGAUAAUCUAUAAUCAAGAAUUCUUUACUUUUGAAGUUUUAGAAUUACACGAACAAUGUGACUAGAUACUGUCUAUUUUAAAAAACUAGGCAUGUAAUUAAGUACAAGUCAGAAAAUCGACAGAAAAAACCUAUUUUGAUUAGUAAUCCUAGUAUGUCAGCUAGCUCUGUGUAGUCUGUCAUAUCUAUAAGUUUAAAUUCAAAGAGUACUUAAUGUAUGACUUGGAAAGAGCCAUUAUUUUGUUAAGUCUUCUGUAUUUAGAAAAGAAUUAUCAUAAAUUACAAGUUAAAGGUUAAAGCUCUUGCAGCAAUGGAUCCUUCUACAAUCAACUUAAAGCAAACUUUCAGUAAUUAGGAGGAGAUAAAGCAAAUGCUGAUGAUUCAGCUGAAAUAUCACAAUUGAUUAAAAUACAAUCAAAUAUAUUCAGCCAAUUCUACAUGGCUGAUCAAAAUUAGAAUACAAACAUCAGUCUUAUAAUUCAAGAAUUAGAAAAAAUUUAAAAUCCCCAGUGA
Stylonychia lemnae is the source of this 1131-nucleotide messenger RNA. The record is from the annotation of a GenBank genome assembly. NCBI's taxonomy places the organism in Eukaryota, Ciliophora, Spirotrichea, Sporadotrichida, Oxytrichidae.